UACUUUAUUUUUGGCAAAGUGUCCCCGUCCCGUUUAUUUAGUUUCUUGAUUAUUGAAAGAUUCAUUAUACCUAUAAGUUUGUUAUUGAUAAGUAAAUAAACAUUGAUGCGGAAAAAUGAGUGAUCCCUUUAAUAAAGCAGAUAAUACACCAUUUAAAUCUGUCGAAAAUUAUUCCACGGAUGACAUAUUCAGUGGAAGAGACAGAAUGAAUCUAAAUUAUGAACCAUCAGUCCAGCAAAACAUCACAAUUCAUCAAACUGAAACAGAUUUAAAAAAUGACAUCGAAGGUUUCAGCGAUUCUUCGAAUACGAACAAUGCAAAAGAUAAUAAGAUGUUUUGGACUCUAGAAUUUUAUCAACAAUUUUUUAACGUUGACUCUCAUGAAGUAUUUGAACGAAUUAAAAAAUCUAUGUUACCAAAGAGUGAUAAUAAUUAUUUAUUAUCUCACAUUAAACCAAAUCCCGACCUUUACGGACCAUUCUGGAUUUCUGUUACUCUUAUAUUUGUAGUGGCCAUAAGCGGAAAUUUCGCUAAUUAUUUACAAACAGCUAAUAAUGGAAAAUAUCAUUGGAAGUACGAUUUUCAUUUGGUAUCAUAUGCUGCAAUAACGAUAUGUAUCUACGUUUGGUUAUUACCCCUUAGUAUUUGGAGUGGGAUUAGAUGGGGUAAUAAUUCACAAGAGGAUAUUUUACAAUCACAGCUUACAAAGACUACUCAAGAUUUAAGGAUUUUAGACCUUCUAUGUCUUUAUGGUUACUCUUUAUCAAUUUACAUUCCUGUAGCUAUUUUGUGGACUAUUCAAAUAGGAUGGUUUCAGUGGUUAUUAGUUGGUGUAGCAUCAUUAAUGUCUGGAGGGGUGCUACUUCGAUGUUUAAUACCACUUAUAAAAAGUAAACAAAAACCAAUAUUUAUUGCCGUAAUUAUUGGAAUGCAUUUAUUACUAGCUGCAGGAUUUAUGCUAUAUUUUUUCCACGUACCGGAUAGAAAAGUUACUUCAGAACUCACACACAGUCAAACAAGCACUGAAGCCAUUGUUUCUACUAAAAACAAUUGAAGUCAUCUUUAAUUUAUCAAAAUUGUUAACAAAUUUUAACAUAUAUAAUAUUUUAAAGACAUGCGCUUUCAUAAUAAAUUACAAAUCAAACAAAAACGUAUAAUUGAGUCAUUUCAUGUCAAAUCACUCAAUAGAUCUUGAAAAUUUCGA
Molecule: messenger RNA, 1204 nt
Organism: Cotesia glomerata
Lineage: Eukaryota; Metazoa; Arthropoda; Insecta; Hymenoptera; Braconidae
Product: protein YIPF1
Exons: 4
Coding region: 116-1054 (312 amino acids)
Biological process (GO): vesicle-mediated transport
Cellular component (GO): membrane; Golgi apparatus
Molecular function (GO): small GTPase binding
Source: RefSeq, a predicted model, not a curated record